This is a messenger RNA of Musa acuminata AAA Group (dessert banana), 1981 nucleotides long. RefSeq names its product AT-hook motif nuclear-localized protein 23-like. The record is from RefSeq and is a predicted model, not a curated record. The transcript has 2 exons. The coding region runs from base 723 to 1625 and encodes 300 amino acids. NCBI's taxonomy places the organism in Eukaryota, Viridiplantae, Streptophyta, Magnoliopsida, Zingiberales, Musaceae. Gene Ontology annotation, molecular function: DNA-binding transcription factor activity; minor groove of adenine-thymine-rich DNA binding. Gene Ontology annotation, cellular component: nucleus.
UUGAGGGCCUUGUCGUAGCCUGCCAGUCGCAGUGAAGGCCGGCAUUCAUGGUUUGAUCUGUUCUGAAUGAUAUGUUGUUCUCUCUCUUCCCCUCUCCCUCGUCCUGUGGGCAUUCGAUGCUGUGUCGGGACUCGUGACGAUGACGUGGUGUUCCCACUCUCUUUCUCUCUCUCUCUCUCUGUCUCUCUCUCAGAUCCAGCAACGCAAUAAAUCGAGUGAUGGGCAAGCCAACAGAUACACCAGAGGGCGAAGAGGUGGAAACAUAGAGCGGUUGACCAAAUCCAGCACCCGACCGUUCAUUUCAUUAAAAGAAGACCAGAGCAUCAAAGUCAUAGAUAACCAGGAGGAGCCAUGGAACGGCUAGAUAAAGAGGGAGACAACUGUCGUGGUCUUCUCUUUGUCUCUAAUUAUGGGGGAGGAAUCAGGACAAAGAGCAAGAUAGCUUUGCAUAAGCGGCGGCGGCGGCAGCAGCUGCGGCAGCAGCACUGAGAUCUGAGAGAAGCAACCAAGAGAAAAGGGAACGCGGCACUGAUUGAUCUUCACCACAAAGAAUGUGAAGGGGAAAAGCUGGAAAGAUGAUGGUUAUCAGCAGAGAGUAGGAAGUUGACAUAGUGUUUCUUUCUUUCCUCUUUUAUAGAUAGCCUUCUCUUUUUCUUCUUCGAAUAUUGGGCUCAUACUUGACUGAAGAGCUGGCGAACCGGUGGUGGACCGGAGCUGCGGCGAUGGGAGGGGCCAAUCUCGGCGUCACCUCUGCGACCUCGGCUCCUUCCCUCCAUCUCCGCAACACCAACAGCGCCGACGACCACUGCAACUUCCACUUCAGCAGAAGAGAGCAAGAGCUAACCACCACCAACAGUAGUGGCAGCAACAACCACCUCAACGACGACGACGGCCAUGCCGACGUCCAGUCCGCAGGCGGCCUUGAGGUGGUCGAGGCUGGCGCAGGAGGUGGAGCGAGCGGCAAUAUCACUGGCAGGCGCCCGCGUGGCCGGCCGCCUGGGUCCAAGAACAAGCCGAAGCCACCCAUAAUCAUCACGACAGAAAGCCCCAGCGCGCUCCGAUCGCACGUCCUCGAGAUCGCGGGCGGGACGGACAUCAUGGACGCCGUGGCGACCUUCGCUCGCCGGAGGCAGUGUGGUGUCUGCAUCUUGAGCGGCCGUGGGGUCGUCACCAAUGUCACGCUUCGACAGCCAGGUGCACCGCCGGGGGUCAUCGUCCUCCAUGGCCGCUUCGAGAUCCUCUCUCUUUCCGGGGCGUUCCUUCCGGAGCCAUCCCCACCUGGGGCAACCGGGCUCACGAUCUACUUAGCCGGCGGCCAGGGGCAGGUGGUGGGAGGUAAUGUUAUGGGCGAAUUGGUUUCAUUAGGCACCGUGAUGGUGAUCGCAGCCACAUUCUCGAACGCCACGUACGAGCGUCUACCCCUCGAGGAAGAAGAACCCGUGGCAGCGGGAGCUCCGCCAGGCACAGAGGCAAUUAAGUUGCAGCAGAGCCAAAGGGGCGAUGGAGGUGUGUCGACGCCGCUGUACAAUCUACCGCCGAAUCUUUCCCCUAAUGGUGAGAUGUCCAUUGAGGCUUUCGGCGCUUGGGCGUCUGCUGCAACUCCUCAGCCGCCACCAUCCUACUAAGUCUCUUCUCUUCAUCUAUGUUUGGCUACUGUUUCUGAUAACUACUUAUGCUUCUACUGUUCGUCGUCAUUGCGCAUGCGCGUUCUCUUUCUUCUGUGAACAUAUUUGUUAGCUGCAGUUUGAUCAUUCUCAGCAGCUUGUGGUUUUAAUACCUACUUUCCACCUUUGUUAUCUUCAUGACCUAUCCGAGGUUAUUUAGUAAGCUAGCAUGAAACAUACUACAUAUUUGUCUUUCUGCAGUUAUACUGCACUGAAGCUGGAAUUUUAUUCUUCUCUCAAAAGGAAAAAAACACAAGUUCUGAUCAUUUGUUCAUUCGUAACUUUGGACUGACUACAUAUUGCUUUAGCUUGCUAUA